Molecule: messenger RNA, 1241 nt
Organism: Sesamum indicum (sesame)
Lineage: Eukaryota; Viridiplantae; Streptophyta; Magnoliopsida; Lamiales; Pedaliaceae
Product: wall-associated receptor kinase carboxy-terminal protein
Molecular function (GO): polysaccharide binding
Source: RefSeq, a predicted model, not a curated record
AACAUAUGUCUGCAAUAGUCAAAAAAGCACCUCACACAUCCAGUAAUUUGCGGUGUACUUCUCAUCAUUUUGCCUCUCCUUUUUUCUCCAAUCAGUAUCUCUAUCUCCCCUAUCCCAACACAUUGCCUCAAAACUGCACCACUUCUCUUUCAUUUUUUCAAAAGCACCAACCUUUUUUUUCCAACAUCUAACCUCAAAUCCUACGUAAAAACAAUCAUCAAAACCAGUUCUUGUUCUCUCCCACAAUGACCUCUCAAGCUCCAUCCUUUAUACUACUUUUCGGGUUUAAACUUACAGUCUUGAUCGUAUUUCUACAGUUCUUGGCAGCCACCAGCUCUCUCUGCCGCACUUUCUGCAACAACAUUCCCAUUAACUAUCCCUUCGGCAUUGACGACGGCUGCGGCGCCCCCCAAUUCCGCCGCAUUCUCAACUGCUCUGCCACCGACCUCUUCUUCCUCACUCCCUCCGGUAGUUACAAAAUCCAAACCAUAGACUACAACAAGAAAACCGUCGUAGUAUUCGACCCCUCCAUGUCCACCUGCUCCAUCCUCCAGCCUCACCACGACUUCAUUAUGACGGAAAUCCAGUACGCCACCAUUCCCCCGUCCCCGGACACUAUUUUCGUCCUCAUGAACUGCUCCAUCGACUCGCCAGUGCUCAACCACUACAGGUCCCUAUGCUUCAACUUCUCCGGCCACUCGUGUGACGAGCUCUACGGCAGCUGCACCUCCUUCAAGCUCUUCCACAUUCUCUCAAAUGCCACGCCACCGUGCUGCUUCACGACGUACGAUACGGUGAAGUUCAUGAGCAUGAAUAUACUGGACUGCACGCAUUAUACUAGUGUGUAUAAUGUGGAUGCGUUAAAGGGGGUUGGACCAUUGGACUGGCUUUAUGGGAUUAAACUAUCUUAUAGCCUGCCUGAUUUGGGAUGUGAGAGGUGUGCCAAGUCGGGGGGGACUUGUGGGUUUGAUGUUGAGACGGAAGGGUUCGUCUGCAUUUGCUCUACCACCACCAAUGCUACAAGAGACUGUGGAGUAAGUGCUAUAAACGGAGGAAAGAGUUAUGGAGCACCUUCAUUGUUGGGAGUAUUUGUUUUGCUUCUCAGAGCAAUUUCGAAUGUAUAAGUCCAAUCCAGAUUAUUCAUUGUAAUCUUUUUCAUUCCCCUGUUUUUAACUUAGCUCACUGACUAUAUAGCAUUUCAUUCUGCAUUCAGGGAAUUUAAUCCCAAGUCUUUUGUGGAA